Durusdinium trenchii is the source of this 2289-nucleotide messenger RNA. Lineage: Eukaryota; Dinophyceae; Suessiales; Symbiodiniaceae. The record is from the annotation of a GenBank genome assembly.
AGCUUCAAGGUUUAGGACCCUGUAGUUGGCCUUGGUCCCGGCUGAAACCCAUGGUGGCAUGCCGAACCCGAACCGAUUCGGUGCCCCACACGAGGAGGAGGAGGAGGACCUCCUAAGAGGGCGAUGGAAGGCAAAGAAGGCCCAGAAUAGUGACAUGGAUGAGGACUUGCUGCCCUUCAAGUUGAGCCCGAAGGCCAGUGCGCUGGUGGCUGUGGGCAUUUGCCUGCUCUUCCUGGUGCUUGUGAAGGUGGUGAUGUUCCCAGGGCCCAUUGAAGCAGGCCCUUCAGGUCCGAAGAAGGCCGAACCUCAGAGUCUUCAGCAUCCAGGUGGCCAGAAUCUUGAUCAGCCCGCCAAACAGAACUUCCUCCAGGAUCCCAGUCCGUCACCUGGUCAAGACGGGCUGGGUGGCCCGAAGGGGGGCGAUGGCGGCGAUGAUGAUGAGAAGGGUGCGGGGCCUGAUGAAGGCGACGAUGAUGACAAGGUCCAAGGGACAGAUGAUGGCAAGGUCGAUGGGAAGAUCGAUCCCUUCCGCCCACGAGAUGACCAGGUGGACGAUGACCCUGCAGAUGGCCAAGUGGACGACAACUCUGGCAAUGGUAAGGACGAAGUCUGGGAGAAGGACAAAGAAGCUGAUGAGAGCGAAUAUGGUUACUCGAACCAGGCUGCAGCUGAAGGCAAGGGUUUACCUACAGUCCCUGGAGAGCCAGACCCUGAAGGCCGCGAAGGCCCCGGAGGCUCCGAAGGCGAUGGUGUACCUGCGCCUGAAGGCCCCGAAGGGGCCGAAGGUGAUGGGGCAGGCAGCCCAAGUGCUGGUGAGACGGAUGAUGAUGACGAAGACACCGAGCCAAGCGAUGGACAGACCAAGGAUCCCACAGUGGCAGGUCACGGUGGGGCCAAGGUGGAUUUGAGUGAGGGUGAAGGUGCACUAGGCGAAGCAACACCUGCACCACAAGCAAAUGCUCCGGCAGUUGCAGAGCCUAAUGUGGCAAGCCCGCCAAGCGAAGGUUCCAAGGAAGCAGAGAAAGCCACGCCUGACGAGGCAAAACCUGCGCCAGAAGCAGAUCCUUCUAAAGCUGCGGAGCCUAAUGUGGCAAGCCCGCCAAGCGAAGGUUCCAAGGAAGCAGAGAAAGCCACGCCUGACGAGGCAAAACCUGCGCCAGAUGCAGAUCCUUCUAAAGCUGCGGAGCCUAAUGUGACAAGCCCACCAAGCGAAGGUUCGAAGGAAGCAGAGAAAGCAACGCCUGACAAGGUAACACCUGCCCCGCAAGCAGAUGAUUCUAAAGCUGCACAGCCUAAUGUGGCAAGCCCGCAAAGCGAAGGUUCCGAGGAAGCAGAGAAAGCAACACCUGUCAAGGCAACACCUGCGCCGCAAGCAGAUGCUCCUGCUGAAGGUGCAGCCACACCCGCUCGACAUGGUGUUUCGGCACCUGCUUCAAGCAGUGUGCCAGCACUGGAUCCAGUUGCACAGCCUGAUGCCCCUGGUGUGGCAGCACCUCCGCCGCAAGCCACUGGUCCGGCAGCGGGGCAGCCUAAUGCUUCUGGUGAGGCAACACCUUCACCAGAAGCAGAUGCUUCUAAAGCUGCAGAGCCUGAUGUGGCAAGCCCGCCAAGCGAAGGUUCCAAGGAAGCAGAGAAAGCAACGCCUGACAAGGCAACACCUGCGCCGCAAGCGGAUGCUCCUGCUGAAGGUGCAGCCACACCCGCUCGACAUGGUGUUUCGGCACCUGCUUCAAGCAGUGUGCCAGCACUGGAUCCAGUUGCACAGCCUGAUGCGCCUGGUGUGGCAGCACCUCCGCCGCAAGCCACUGGUCCAGCAGCGGGGCAGCCUCAUGCACCUGGUGAGGCUACACCUCCAGGGCCAACAGAUGCUCCUGCUGAAGGUGCAGCCACGUCUGCUGGAAAUCAUGUUUCGGCACCUGCUUCAAGCAGCGUUCCAGCAGCUGCACCGCCUGAAGCGCCUAGUCAGGCAAUGCCUGCGGCAGAAGCAAAUGCUUUGGCUGCAGGGCAGCCUGAUGUGCCGAAACCAAGUGUUCCAAGUGAGGUUACACCCGCACCUGAGGGCGCAAGUGCUCCAGCAACUGCCGCGCCUGAAGCUGUGCCUAGCGAAGGUGCAACGACUCAGCCUGGUGAGAGUGAAGGCGCAGCUGUGACCAACCCGGCUGGUGCUGCACUGCCCAAUGUUUCUGAGAGCACCCACGCCGGCCAAGCUGUUCCUGCAAAUGGUCAGCCCUGAAAGGGCCCAACGUGGCCCGUCUCAGGAUGCGCAACAGAAACGGUUCACGGACAGAA